This is a messenger RNA of Helobdella robusta, 465 nucleotides long. RefSeq lists its product as hypothetical. The transcript has 6 exons. Bases 1 to 465 code for a protein of 154 amino acids. Lineage: Eukaryota; Metazoa; Annelida; Clitellata; Rhynchobdellida; Glossiphoniidae. The record is from RefSeq and is a predicted model, not a curated record.
AUGGAUGAGUUAGUGUGUAGAUUAGGGAUGACGCGCAAAAACCGCUGCAGAAUGCACGAGAUAUUAUUCAUAGCAAAAAAAUAUUCUCUACUAUUGCCUGACAUAAUACUGAUAUUUUUACAAAUCCGAUUGAAAAACCCGGAGGUGUUACGCCAAGCCGCUUUCUUUGCUAGUAAGCUGCACGUAGCGCUCAGCAAAGGUGCCCGGAACGGUAACGUCCCACGCCAAGCACCUGUCGGCUCUCCAAGGGAUCAAGGUACACCCGUCAGGAUGGGCGGUGCGCAGGGCUCCGUCAAAUUCGCCCAAUUUAGAAGGGUCAAUGUGUUUAGAUGUACGCAGGAAGUUCUAGAUGCAGGCAAUAAUAAUGAUGCUAAAACAGGCAAAUCAACUCUAGAACAGAUUAAUGAAACGAAACAGUUCCCAAUUUACGAAGAAUACGAAAAGGUUCCUGGUGAGAAAAAAUAA